Anastrepha obliqua is the source of this 1083-nucleotide messenger RNA. RefSeq names its product metaxin-2. The record is from RefSeq and is a predicted model, not a curated record. Gene Ontology annotation, cellular component: SAM complex. Bases 112 to 873 code for a protein of 253 amino acids. Lineage: Eukaryota; Metazoa; Arthropoda; Insecta; Diptera; Tephritidae. Gene Ontology annotation, biological process: mitochondrion organization. The transcript is spliced from 2 exons.
GUUUAUCAGCUGUUUUCUGACUGGUUGCGUCUUUGGAAGAAAAUCGUGCCCUUGUGGGAAUCUUACAGUUGUUCCUCACAGUACCUUAGUCAACUUAACGCUGAGGAAAAGAUGAGCGACGAGCCAUGGCCUGAAGAUGCAUUACUUUACCAGCCUUACGAAGCUGAACAAAUACUUUUGCCAGAACAUGCAAGUUGCUUGGCAGUUAAGGCAUAUCUAAAGAUGUGCCAACUGCCAUUUGAAGUACGAUCUAGUGCAAAUGCCGAAUAUAUGUCGCCAGCUGGACGAAUGACCAAAUUGCCCUUUUUGCGCGCCGGUCAUUUUAUAGUAGCCGAAUUUGAACCAAUUGUCAAUUUCGUAGAGCAUAAAGGUUCCGCUAUCGGUCAGUGGUUGGACGAUGACAACAAAUCUGAUAUGCGUACUUAUGUGUCGUUGGCUGAAAAUAUAUUCACAAUGGCCGAGCUAUAUAUCAGCUUUAUGAAUAAAAAUGUAUACGAAAAGGUGACAGCGCCGCGCAACGGCUGCGUAUUUCCAUGGCCACUCAACUUGAUACAAAAUUACUCCAAACGGCGCAGUGCAUUACGUUUGCUGAAAGUGUAUCAGUGGAAUGACAUGACAAUUGAGGAUGUUAUCGAAAAGGUGGAAAAAUGUUGUGAAACAUUAACGCUGAAACUAGACGAGUCGCCGGAUUUCCCAUUCUUUUAUUCGGAUCAACCAUGCGAACUGGACGCCAUUACCUUUGGGCAUCUUUUUGCCAUAUUAACAACAGAUUUACCAAAUAUGGCAUUAGCGCAAACAGUGCGCAAAUUUAAACGCUUAGUAGAAUUUUGCCGAUUCAUUGACGGGAAAUACUUUCAAAUGAGGUCUCUAUAAACAGUUUUCGUUUUGUUUGUUUCACAUUUGUAAUUAUACAAUUUUUUAAGAAAUAAAUUGUUUCCUGUCUAUGUUUUGCUUAUAUUGUGAGAGUACCUAGUUAAAGUGUUAUAUUUAAAUAAUUUAUCAAGUUGCACACCUAUUCUGCUUAGCAUUUUUGUUCACAAAUAAAAAUUGAUGUCGAAAAAAGGCAUCGUUAAAAUAACUGAA